AUGGCGGCGCUGUGAAAGUAGACCUGGUCGGUGUUGCACAAUGGCAAAAAAGGUAGGUUACACCAGUCCCAAGGCGUUAGAGGGAGAGGAUACCUAGGUUGUGGGCCGAGCAAGAAAUUUUAUGAGCCAAUGUUUUUUUAUGAAGUUAGACAAUUGCUUAGUCCUUAGAUGGUUAAAAGCUUGUGAACUUUUUUUUAUUUUUUAUGUAAAUAAAACAUUAUUUAAUUGCAGUGAUACGGACUCAGAUUCAUCAUCUUCCUCUUCUUCCUCAUCCUUGUUGUCAGUAAUACUUAAAGUAGACGAAGGAGAUGAGCCAAAUGGAAUGAAUGAGAUCCCCUUGAAGACAAAGGAUGAAAUUCUUCUAGAUGUGAGUCUGUGUAUGUUUGGAUAUCAUAAGCUGGUUUAUUGUGUGUUCAUUGUGUUGGAUACUUUAGUGUUUUAGAUAAUCCAAUUUACUUAACUUGCAAUCUAGACUUUUUAUAAUUUUAUUUACUGUUAACGUGAAUCUGUCAUCAUUAAAAUGAUCAGCUUUCACUCUGGUAGGUAAAUCAGUUUAAAGGGACACUCUGAGCACAAAUUUUUUUUUUUUGUCUGCUUGUGCAUUUGAUUUCGGACAAAAUUCUGCCAUUAUUUUAGUUUUGCUAUUUCAUUCGGACACUUGUGGGAAUGCCAUAUUUAAAGGAAAACUAUAGGGUCAGGAACAAAAACAUGUAUUGAGGAGGCAUAGCUGCCUCUGCCGAUGUCCAGGCCAUUGCUCCUCAUAGAGGAACUUUGGGGACUUAAAGCAUGGUGAGCAUGCAUUCAAACUUCCCUAUAGGAAAGCUUUGACUCACUGCUUUGCUAUGGGGCUUCUGUGUUACGUGACCAUUUUACCCAGCCACUGGCGCAGAUCUGCCUUUAGUGGCUGUUAUACCGACAGUGGCUAGAGGUGCUCUUUACUCUACAAUGUAAAGGUUGCAGAGUUAAGAGGACAGGGACCAUUUAAUUGAGAAGAAACCUUCUGGUUAACUAUAGUGUCUAGGUUGUGUUUUUGCAUGCUCAAAUCUUUGUCUUUGCACAUGAGGCAGGCUUUUGGUGCCACAUUCUGCAAAAAAACAUUUAAUUUUCAUUAGCCACUCCAAAAGUCCAACCCCUUACCCCACUCCCCCCAUAUAAACCACAGUUUUGUAGAUCUGCUCCCAAUGAAUGCAUGCGUACAUUUUUUUUUUUUUGUAAGCCCUCCCCUAUUUUCCCAGAAUAGCCUUUCAGUCUCUUCACAGGAAAAUAACAGAUCAGAAGCCUCUCACUUAGUAAUCCCGUGUAUAUGGUUAUGUGCACGCACACGUGCCUGUUGUGUAGAGUGGUCCUUUAUAUGUGGGGAUAAAAGAUGUCAUUAUCAAAUCUGUAAACACACCUCUGCCACUAGUGAUCCGAAGAACAAAACAACCUAAAAUAGGAGGAGAGGACACCCAAAAAGACAUGAAAUGGGAUAUCACUCCUUUUUGGAAAUUUCUCUGUCUGCAGCCAGAUCGUAAAUUAAGACUGUGUGAUAUAUUUGAGUGCAACAUUCUGCAAAAAUAUGAAGAUUUGAUCAUAAGAUCAAAACCUAUUAAAUGCAUUAAUGUUUGGUGUAACGGACCGUUUCAGCACACAAGGGGUUAAAACCGUUUAGGCGAUCUUCCCCUUCCAGAGAUGCAGGCACAGCUUCUGUAGAACACCAAACUCCCGAACCGCAUGUAAGGGAAUGCUCCAAUCUCCCGAACUGCAUACAAUAUAGCACUCCAAACUCCCAAACUGGAACCAUACGAAUAGCUGCUAGCAGACAAAUAGGAAAAGCACCCAUGCGGCUUCCACUCCUAGCAAUCAGUCUCUAUCAGCAUUCAGUAAAUCCCCCCCCCCCCCAAAGACGAGACAAGGCUCCGUGUUGUGGGUCAAGCAGUGGUCUCUUUAAUGAGGGCUACCAGCCCAGUAUUUAUGCAGGUCUCACACCUGGUGCACACUCCCCUAGGGGACCAAAUUGGAGACUGUAACAAAGAACAGACAAGCAUCCAUCUAGGACACACAGUCACAUUAUAUUCCCACAAUGCAUCUUGGCUUCCUCCUCUCUGCCCUGGAGAUAAUUGAGAAGUAAUUCAAUUAUCUCUCAGGACAAAGGCAAAUCGCCAUUAUGCACGUGGGGAUACCAAUACAAGAAUUACUGUUAAAAUCCCCCAUGUUAGAAAGAUCACAAUACAUAUAUACAUUUAACAUAUCCCCAGAUAGCUCAGGUCUGAGCGCACAUUAUUAAGCGAAUGGCGCUUGUAAAGGAUCCUUCUAUUCGUGCAGCAAUGAUCCUUGCAGCUUCUCCCGAAAUCCAGCUUAUACGAAGUGAUUAUAACUCCCAAUCCCCCAAACAUGAGUCGAGACUUCAUGAAGGGGUAAAACGAUCUGAUUUACUGUGGGCUACCCGCCCGGUAUUUAUGCAGGUCUCCCACCUGGUGGACACUCCCCUAGGGGACCAGAUGGAAGACUUGUCAGGCUCCCGCGGGCGGCUGCGAAGGGAGGCUGCACUCCGCUCGCAGUACUCACCCUCCAGCCGUCCGCGGUCCCCUCCGCCUCGUGGGUACGGCGAGCGGCAUCCUUCCAGCCUCGGAUGCCGCCCGCCGUUCCCUCCACGUCCCCCAGCGGCAGCAGCAUGCAUGACGCUGCACGCUGGGAGACCGCCCAGGUUUAUACACGCCGGGGUCAGUCACCUGACCCGGCGUUAAAGGCACAGUGCCUCAAUCACAGUGGGAGGUCUAAAUAUCUCCCACGUGUGAUUGUUAAUUCUGAUUGGAAAUUAUUCAAUCAGAAUUAACCUGAUGGUUUAAAUACUUACCUUUCCUGUUCCUCCCUGCCCUGUUGUGGUCUUUGCUUGCUAGUAUUGCUACUUACCUUGUGCUUCUGGUUACGUACUCUCUGGCUUGUUUAUCUGACUCUGUGACUUUCUCCUACCCUUUGACCUCGGCUCGUUUCACGUUAUUCUGUCUUCUGGUUCCCCUUUACUCGGCUUGUCUCCUGACUAUUCUGUGUGUGCUUAGCCCGGCCACUCUAAGGUCCGGUACGACAUCCAUUUGGUGAUGAAUCCACGCUCCUAUCCCACUGACAGAUCUAAAAUUGCCUUUUUGAUAAACCACUUGUCCGGGAGAGCUUUAGCAUGGGCCAACCCCAUUUGGGAAAAUACGUCUCCUAUGUCCUUUGCAGAUUUUCUGACAGCUUUCAGACUCACGUUUGAUCAACCCGGUAGGGUUGCUUCUGCUGGCAAGGCUCUGCUUAGGGUCCGACAGGGUAACAGAUCUGUAGCAGAUUACACUAUCGAAUUUCGUACUCUAGCAGCUGAAGUGGUUUGGAAUAAUGACGCCCUCGUAACAGCCUUUCAGGAGGGUCUGGCCGCGUAUAUACUGGAUGAAAUAGCAUCCAGGGAAUUACCUGCUCUUCUAGAUGAUGUUAUAGACUAUGUGAUUCUUAUAGAUAACCGUAUUAGAGAGAGGCGUAGCCAAAGACGGUUGGAUACACAGGUGUUACCUGCUCUACCCAGUACUUCCCUGCUAGCGUUACCCGCUCCUGUGCAACCAUCCCCUGAACCCAUGCAGUUGGGUGCUACGGGGUUAACUGAGGCCGAAAGAGCGUACCGUAGAAGGGAAGGGUUAUGCCUUUAUUGUGGGAAGAGGGGGCAUCACUGUAAAGCCUGCCCUAAAGUACAGGGAAACUGCAGCACCUAAGGCCUAGAGAGGGGUCGGCCUCGGGUGUUAUGACUUUGUCCCCUCUUAUGUCCAUCUCCAGACCGUUUAUUACGGUUUCUCUUUUGGUCAAUAAAACCACUAUAACAACCAAAGCCCUGAUCGAUUCGGGUGCGGCAGACAACCUUAUGGAUGAGACCUUUGCCAAAACCACAGCCCUGAAUUUGAUCCGAAAGGAGACACCCUUGGCCGUUGAGGCCAUAGAUGGUAGACCACUGGAGAAGCCUCUGGUGACCCAUGAAACCCAGGAAAUAGUUAUGUCUGUGGGUGUUUUGCACAAGGAGAAGUUAACCUUCCAAAUAAUUGACUCCCCAACAGCCUCCAUCGUUCUAGGUUUUCCCUGGUUAGUUAAACACAACCCUGUUCUUGAUUGGGGUUGUUUAGACAUACUCUCCUGGGGGGAAUCUUGUCAGCGAGACUGUAUGGCUCAUGUGCGUCCUGUCUGUUUACUUAACGUGCCCACGGCUAAACCACUCUCGGUUUCUGUUCCCUCUGUUUAUGCAGACCUUGCCUUGGUUUUUGAAAAGAGGGAGGCAGAUAAGCUACCUCCACAUCGUGAGUAUGAUUGUGCCAUAAACCUCUUACCGGGCACUAUGCCUCCUAGGGGAAAGGUCUACCCUCUUUCUGAAAAAGAGAACCAGAUCAUGGAGGAGUACAUACAGGAAUCCCUAAGAAAAGGUUUUAUUAGAAGGUCCUCCUCUCCUGCUGGUGCUGGUUUCUUUUUUGUGGCUAAGAAGGAGGGCGAUUUGAGGCCAUGUAUAGACUACAGGGGUCUGAACAAUAUAACGGUUAAAAACGCCUACCCUAUCCCCCUCAUCACUGAGUUGUUUGAUCGUGUUAAAGGUUCUAAAUUCUUCACCAAAUUAGACCUCAGGGGGCUUAUAACCUUGUCCGUAUAAAGGAGAAUGACGAGUGGAAGACAGCGUUCAACACACGCAGUGGGCAUUACGAAUAUCUGGUCAUGCCUUUUGGAUUGUGUAAUGCUCCUGCCGUGUUUCAGGACCUCAUAAAUGAUGUCCUUAGGGAUCUUUUGCAUGUCUGUGCUGUAGUGUACCUUGACGACAUACUUGUGUAUUCUCCUGAUUUGAAGUCACACCAUAACCAUGUUAGGAUGGUGCUCAAAAGGCUAUUGCAGAGCGGACUCUACUGUAAGUUAGAAAAAUGUUUAUUCGAUCAGACCUCUGUGCAAUUCCUAGGAUAUAUCAUUACUGAACAGGGUUUCAGUAUGGAUCCUGCUAAAUUGGAAGCUAUAAUGUCCUGGCCACUUCCCCAAGGACUAAAGGCUAUCCAGCGUUUUAUAGGAUUUGCCAACUAUUAUAGGAAAUUUAUAAAAAACUUUUCACCACUCAUAUCUCCCAUAACGAAGUUGACAAAAAAAGGUCUACACCCUAGGGUUUGGACUCCUGAAGCCCUUAAGGCCUUCGAAACCCUCAAGAAGGCAUUUGCCUCUGCUCCAGUGCUGCACCACCCUGAUCCUUCUCUUCCUUUUGUUAUGGAAGUAGACGCCUCGGAGUCAGGUGUGGGAGCCGUACUGUCACAGAGGUUGUCUUAUGACAAACCCCUCCAUCCCUGUUGUUAUUUUUCUAAAAGGUUGUCUGAUUCAGAGAAGAAUUACAAUGUUGGGAACUAUUAGCUAUUGUGUUAGCUUUCAAGGAAUGGAGGUACUUAUUAGAGGGUUCUAGACACAAAAUUAUGGUUAUAACAGAUCAUAAGAAUCUAUCCUAUAUUGCUGAUGCUAGAAGGUUAUCUGCCCAGCAGGCUAGAUGGUCUCUAUUUCUCUCACGCUUCCAAUAUGUUAUCACCUAUAGACCUGGUUGCCGUAAUGUCAAAGCUGACGCUAUCUCUCGGCAGCAUGAACCAGUAGAAUUUGUUAACCCGACUCCUGAACCUAUUGUACCUGCGUCUCAGAUAAUAGCUGCUACCCGUUUGGUUGUUUCUUCACCUUUCCUUAAUAGUAUUAAGACAUAACAAACCCAGGCACCCCCUGAGACGCCGGUUGGUAAACUAUACGUUGAAGCUAAUGACAGAAAAAAGUUGUUAACUUUAUUUCACACAGCCAAAACUGCUGGUCAUCCGGGGGUUACCAAAACCUACAAGGGCCUCCUUCAACAGUUCUGGUGGCCUUCACUCAAGCGAGACGUAGUGGAUUUUGUUCAGGCUUGUCAGGUCUGCACGCAAUGUAAGUCCCUUAAUGUGAGACCCCAGGGUUUUCUGAUGCCUCUAUCUAUACCCAAGAAACCAUGGACCCACUUAUCCAUGGAUUUCAUUGUAGACCUGCCUCUUUCUGAUGGUCAGACGGUGAUACUGACUGUGACGGAUAGGUUCUCUAAAAUGGCGCACUUCAUUCCGCUUAAGAAACUGCCUUCUGCGGUUCAGUUAGCUCAGGUGUUUGCCAAAGAAGUGUUCCGAUUGCAUGGGGUACCCCAGGAUAUCGUAUCUGACAGGGGCCCUCAAUUUGUCUCUCGGUUCUGGAGGGGCUUUUGUGCUGAGAUGGGGGUCUCCUUGUCGUUCUCUUCCUCCUAUCACCCGCAAUCUAAUGGUGCGGCCGAACGUGCUAAUCAGUCUGUGGAAUUGUAUUUGCGCUGCUUCACUAAUGCGCACCAGGAUGACUGGUCUCGCCUUCUUCCGUGGGCUGAAUUUGCCAGGAAUACGGUGUCUCAUUCGUCUACUGGCUUAAGUCCUUUUGAGGUUGCUUAUGGGUUUCGUCCUUCUGUCCUUCCCGGUGCGUUCUCCGACAAGGGAAUGCCCGCCUUGGACCAGCACCUCGCCUCUUUGCGGAAGACGUGGGAUCAGGUCCAUGUUGCGCUGUCUCGUUCAGCAGCUGCUCAGAAGAAGUUUGCUGAUCGCCGUAGGGUUGCGGCCCCUUCUUAUCUUCCGGGUGAUAGGGUAUGGUUGUCCUCCCGGAACCUCCGUCUCAAGGUUCCCUCGAUGAAAUUUGCCCCCAGGUUUCUUGGUCCCUUAAAGGUGUUACGUAGGGUUAACCCCGUUUCCUACUCCCUUGAUCUGCCUCCUUCCAUGCAUGUCCCGAACACGUUUCACGUAUCGCUUUUGAAGCCCUUGCUGUGUAACCGGUUCUCUCGUCCCCUCGGGCGGCCCGUUUCCCUUCGAGCUGUCUCUGACGACGUGUACGAGGUGGCUGCCCUUCUCGACUCUUGUGUUUCUAGGGGUCGGCUGCAAUAUUUGGUGGACUGGAAGGGGUACGGCCCUGAGGAGCGGUCCUGGGUUUCAAGCUCCGAUGUGCACGCUCCCUCUUUGGUCCGCUCCUUUCAUGCCCGCUUUCCUUUGAAGCCUUCCGCUUCCCGCCCCCUGGGCGGUCUUCGAGGGGGGGGUAAUGUCAGGCUCCCGCGGGCGGCUGCGAGGGGAGGCUGCACUCCGCUCGCAGUACUCACCCUCCAGCCGUCCGCGGUCCCCUCCGCCUCGUGGGUACGGCGAGCGGCAUCCUUCCAGCCUCGGAUGCCGCCCGCCGUUCCCUCCACGUCCCCCAGCGGCAGCAUGCAUGACGCUGCACGCUGGGAGACCGCCCAGGUUUAUACACGCCGGGGUCAGUCACCUGACCCGGCGUUAAAGGCACAGUGCCUCAAUCACAGUGGGAGGUCUAAAUAUCCUGACUAUUCUGUGUGUGCUUAGCCCGGCCACUCUAAGGUCCGGUACGGCACCUUUUGUGUGUGUGUGUGUGUGCCAGCGUGUUGGGUUCCCCGAAUCGUGACAAGACUGGGACAAAAGUAUCACAGUAGCCAAUCACAGUGACUAUAGCAUAAGCACUCCCCUUUUACCUAAAUCACUCCCUCUUUUCCACCCUGGAGAUAAUUAACUUAAGUGAGUAAAAAGAGUCUUAAUUAUCUCCAGGUAGAAAGAAACAUGGCUUUUCUUAUUUUAGCAAAACCGUAUAAAAAUCUAUAACUUUCAUUUUACAUAACAUAAACUUUAAGUCUCACAUAUCCCCAGAUAGCUUGGAUCUGAGUGCAUAUUCUAGGUGAAUAGCGCUCAGAUCCCACGAACACAGUUCUCAGAAACGUUGACUGAAGUUUGGCUUUUGCCGGCCGUUCGUGUGAUUGUAGCCGACUACAAGUUCCAUACUGUAGCUAUCUGGGGUCGGUUACUUUCACAUACAUCCAGCGCACGAAUGAAGCAGCAUCUCCGUCAUUCGUGUGUGUUUCCACCGUACGAACGAGGAUUUGAAGAGGUAGCCGCGGUGUUCGACAAAAUAAGGAGCGAAAUUAGUUCCAGGGAAUCCUCGCCAUUUACCGCUGAGCGUUCGACAAUCCAAAAUGGCGAUUGCCACGUGUUCGCUAAAUGAAAGCGGACCACCAGCUAUUCCCCAAUUAGUCUGUGGUUAACCGCAUCAGUCUGGGUGGUUAAUAGGCACCACACGACCUCGGUGGGAGGUCGGGUGGUUCGGUAGUUCAUUCGUUUUUCUCGCUAUUUGCACCAAAUCACUCUAUAACCAUCCAAAUAACCGAACAGGCUGGUUCACAUGGUCUGUUUUAAUAAGGGAUUUCGUUACAGCGCUCAGACCACACGAAUACAGUUUAAUCGCCAUGGAGCCAAAGUGUUCACAAAGUCAGUUCUCAUACGAAUGAGCUCCACGGGAUUCCUAUCUGGGGUAUGGUGUAGUCAGGUACAACUACCGAAUACAGGCCAUUCGUGCACUUCUACCGAACAAGAAGGGAGGUCGACGGCUUCAGCGGUGUUCGUGCCAAAAUGCAUCCGUUUUCAGUUCCAUGAGUUGGGCGUCGAACACCGCUGUGCGUUCGCGUGUUUAAAAUAGGCCGCGACCUCGUGUUCGGUAUACGAAUGGCGGCCACCCAGUAUUCGUCAAUUAAGCUGCGGUUAACCGCAUCUUCUGGGAGGCUAAUUGCCGAAAUAAACUCCAGCUCCCAGGUGGUCCAGUCAUUCCUGUGUUAGUUCGGUAGAUUGGAUCUACCGAAUACCGGGCAGAAAAGCACGAAUAAGUCUUUUCUGCAAGGGAAACAAAGUCUUUUAACAUGGGGCCAUAAUUCAAAGGUAACAGGCGAGCAACCAGGCUUCUCCAGUGCAAUGUGGCGAGAUUGCUCUUGUCACAUUUGGUGCCUUGAAUGUCCCUUUAAUAUUGUGAAACUUACACAUUGUGUUACCUACAGCCUACCAAGUCCUUGAAGAUGGCCUUGGACUUCUUAAAUAAUUUGACUAGUUACACUGGUGGGCACUCUUUUCCCCAUAGCUACUUCAGCAAACUGGGGUUGUUAUGGUGCUUGAAGUAUGACUUUUUAAUUACAUCCAUUUAGUAUAUGGGAAGUAGCCAAGCUGAAACUGUAUCUUGUUACUUAUAGCUAUAUGUGGUCAUAAAUCUGUUUAGGAUAUGUCAAGCAAUUUAAUAUCCAAAUAACAUGUGCUAUAUGUUUUUAUGUAUUUUAAUAAAUUUUUCCGUCUGGAUAAUUUAAUAAAUUCUCUGCAUUCAUUUUCUGAAGCAGCCAAAUACGUUUUGAAAAUGUGUAUAAAAUGCAGCAGAAAAUGGAAUGCCAAGUGGUACUAUUUCGCCAAGCCUCUUAGAACACUAGUGCAUGAAAUGGAAAAAAUUCUUAAGUUCUGUUGAGGGAUGACAUAGCUUGACAAAUCGCAGGUGCACACAAGCCAUAGCUUCUAACAUCAGAACAAUUUUUUCCUCUUUCCUCUACUUGCAAGACAAAUAAUUGUUGGCGCUUGAAUAUGUUUUUCUGGCCAUUGAACUUUGAAAACAAUUGUCAACUCCUAAGGUAUGACACAUGUCCUGUAUAAUUGUAUAUGUAAUCUACACACUAUGCUAAAUUGUAAUGAUAGACUUGUAUAUUCCCAUCUUGCAAUAUGCAUUUUUUUAAAAAUCUGUAUGGUGAAGUAUUGGGGUUGUCAGUAUGGCUUUUUUUUUUUUUUAACCCCUAAGCACUUCUUUGGACCGCUAUUCUGCCCAUGUGAUUGUAACAUCAUCGCAAUCACAUGGCCUGGGAGGGCUGGAUCAGCCGCAAUGAAACCGCCUAAGAUGCCAGGCAAGUCCACCCCCCCACCCCCCUUCAUGAUUGGCGGCGAUCGGGUAAGUGGGAAGGAUGGCGUAAACGCCCACCAGCGUUUAGGACCGGGUCCCAAAGGACAGUAUAGUAUGCACCCAGUCCUUAAGGGGUUAAAGGAAGACUUCAAAGACCAUAACAACUACAGUUUGUUGUAGCUAUGGUGUUAGCAAUGUAAGAAGUCAAACCAUUUUUCCUCAGUUUAACUUCUUACCUGAGGUCUGCUGGGUGCUGCUACCAGGAUAUUACCUCUUGAAGGAAAACUCCAAGCGCCAUAACCAUUAUAGCUUGCCAAGAGCUGCUCACUGUCUCCAUCCACUUCUUUUUUUGCUCUCAUGAGCCAAGAGGUGCUCAUGAGAGAACCGGGAACUUGAUGUGCAUAUGCGGCAAGUAUUGAUUUGAGUUUUCUUAUAAGAAAACAUUGAAUCAAUGCUUUCCUAUUGGGGCCGCAAAUUCACUCGACCAAGUUUUAUUUGGUCGUUUCAGCAGUAGCACCUCCAGUGGCAGUGUUCAACCCUUCAAGGUAAACAUUGCGGUUUCUCUAAAAUGGUAAUAAUUUACCUUGAUUGGGUAUAUUGACAGGACCACUUCCCCUAGGCUACUUCAUUGAUGAAGUGGCCUUGAUGACUUUAGAGGUCUUUUAAUGUAGGGGAUGGUCUGAAGGUAAAAAAAUCAAUUGUCCAAAGGGGAAAAAAAAAUGAUUAAAGCAAGUGCAUGUGAUAAAACUUUCUAGGAAAACAUGGAGCCAUAAGUGACUCAUUUAACCAUGAUUUGGUUAUGAUUUCAUUGACACCUAAAGGUUCCAUAUAAAGUUUGGUGGUAUCUAUAUGUUGUUACAGGACAGUGUGUAAAAUUGACAUGCUGUCAUAAAAAGUCAGUGACUGGAGGAGUCCCAUAUAUUUAAUUGUUCUUCUCUAGUAACAUUAUUUCUGUUUGCUGCUGGGUUACUAAUUCACUCAUGACUGCAUGAGCAGUAUUUAUUUGCAAAAACAAAAAAGUUGUCCAUGAAAACUUGACAAAGGUGGACGGACCUUCACUUGUAGUCUAUUUUGGUGGUCAACUCUGACAUGCACAACAUGGUUAAAAGAAACAGAAAAAAAACAGAAUCGCACUAUUUACCUCAUCAUUUGCCAAUUGAUAUUAAAAUAAUGAGCACAUCAUUAAGCCAUUAUUAUUUUAAUUAUCCAAUUAAAAUGUUUAGUGCAAUUAAUGAUCUGCUUGAGCUAAAACAGAACAUUUAAAAAUAUUUGAAAUAAGCUACGGUUCAUAUAUACAAAACAUUAGAGGCUAAAUCAGGAAAUAUUUUCCACUUAUCCUUGUUUUUUUCUUUGUUUUUUUUUCCUUCCUCUUUCUUUAAUAGCAGGUCAGCGAUCUUACGUAAUUAUAUCAAGUGUUUUAUUUUUUCUCUUUAUUAUCAAGGUAUUAUGAUAAACAAUCCAUGCUUGGUACAACGGAAACAUUAAAAGGUUAUUCAGUAAUUGUCAUAGAAACCAUAAAAUUCAACAACACUCAUUGAAGUGUAUAUAUAAAGUAAACUCCUAACAGUUCCUGUGUUUUUAUGCUUCAUGACAGUGCUGCAUCCUUUUUUUUUUUUUAAGGGCUGCAAAGUCUGAAGACCAACCCCUGGCCUCUAUCAUAUAUUCUGGAUGGGUUGUUUUAGAGCGUUUUUGUUUGUGUUCAUGUACUGAAAGGGUUAAAUAGGUCAGCACUGGUAUGCCUAAGAUUAAUGGGAGUUAAACACUUGAGUAGCACCGACAUCACUAUGACUGCAGCUAGAAAUAGCUGCAACCCAGGACUAUACCUUCACUAAAUUUAGCACCAGAGUAAACUCCUCCUCUAAACCCUUAGUGUAAUAUAUAUUACACUGCACUGAAAGGAACCAGUCUUAAAAGAUGUGUGCUUAGUGGCAUGUUUUUAUUUUGUUUAUUAUUAUAGAAAAGUAGUCAUUAGAAGUUGCUUUGAAAACAGUCAUAAAGGGAUACAAGCUCAGCAUUAAAGGAACACUAUAGUCACCUAAAUUACUUUAGCUAAAUAAAGCAGUUUUAGUGUAUAGAUCAUUCCCCUGCAAUUUCACUGCUCAAUUCACUGUCAUUUAGGAGUUAAAUCACUUUGUUUCUGUUUAUGCAGCCCUAGCCACACCUCCCCUGGCUAUGAUUGACAGAGCCUGCAUGAAAAAAAAACUGGUUUCACUUUCAAACAGAUGUAAUUUACCUUAAAUAAUUGUAUCUCAAUCUCUAAAUUGAACUUUAAUCACAUACAGGAGGCUCUUGCAGGGUCUAGCAAGCUAUUAACAUAGCAGGGGAUAAGAAAAUCUUAAUUAAACAGAACUUGCAAUAAAGAAAGCCUAAAUAGGGCUCUCUUUACAGGAAGUGUUUAUGGAAGGCUGUGCAAGUCACAUGCAGGGAGGUGUGACUAGGGUUCAUAAACAAAGGGAUUUAACUCCUAAAUGGCAGAGGAUUGAGCAGUGAGGCUGCAGGGGCAUGUUCUAUACACCAAAACUGCUUCAGUAAGCUAAAGUUGUUCAGGUGACUAUAGUGUCCCUUUAAUACUCAUGCUGUUUUAUUCGAGCAAUGCAAAGUUAAGUGUGUGACAAGAUACGGUAUAUUCUCGACACAAUUACACCGCAAUCACAUCCUUCUAGACAGCACAAAAUGGAUCAAUUGAUUCAUGUCAAGUAUGCCAAAUUCCUCCACUAAAUGCUUUAGUGUAGCAUUGUUGGCUUAAAAACUCAGAAGCAAUUGGACUGCAGAUAUUCCACUACCAUGUUAGUAACAGACAGCAAUAAGGGGGUGGGGUGACAUCACAAGAGGAGGUUCAAGCUGCAGGGACAAAUGCAGGAACAACUUGGCCUCUGUGCUAGAUGAUUUAUUUUUUGUUUUUUAACUUUUAUUUUUUUUUGACUUUUUUUUUUCCCCCGUAUUGUUUUGUUUAGCUUUUGCAAUAACCUUUUGAUAACGAAGAGCUGUGCACAAUAAAGAUUUAUAAUUAAACAGUUCUAAAAAUAAGCAUCUGCAACUGUGCAUAAACCGGUAAAUAAAAGUAUAGAAAGCACAACAUUCUCAUUUUCAAUUGUUUUAGCCCCAUGGCUUUGACUAAGCAGGAACAAAAAGAUGAGACUGAAAAGAGAUGGUUGCAAUAUAGAUUUGGAUGAAAAAGUAAUUUAAAAGGUAACACCACAGUUGCUUUACUAAAACAGGAGUGGGUGGGAAGGAGACAACAGAACAAAAAAUUAACAAUGGUGUCUCUCAUCUCGUUAGGGGUGGGAGGAGACUAAGGGAAAAGGCACACCAGCAUGCCUUUUCCCUUAGUCUCUCCAUACCCUGUCCUCAACCCAGCCUUUUCUCCUUAAGCAUCCAUUGUCAGGCUAUUGCACAUGAGCAAAAUGCCACUCUCGCCCAUCAGCAUCCACUCAUAGAGAUGCAUUAAAUCAAUGAGAUUGGCAGCGCUCAGCAUUGUGCAGCACUGACCCAUGAAGCAACUCUAGUGGGAGUCUUAAUGACUGCCAUUAGAGAGGUUUCUAGGCAGUAAUGUAAGCACUGCCUUUUUUCUGAAAAGGCUGUGUUUACAUUAAAAAGCCUCCAUCAACAUACAGUUGACACCAGAACAACUACAUUAGGCUGUAGUUACUCUGGUGAUUUUAGUGUCUUUUAUGGGGGAUUUGGCCAUGAUACUGGAAACUUAUCUGGAACAGAAUUUGGGCAAGUGUAGUGCAGAGAGGACUGACUCCACACCUGCAGUAUGGUUUUCCAAACUACCACUGCUACUGUAGCUAAAAUAAAAAUAAAUUGUGAGAACUGAUAGUUGAAUAGACAAAGUAAAGGAAGCAAAGUACAUUUGGAUCGAAGUCCAGAAAGAUUUAAUUAAUAAUUGUGGCGGCCUACUCGUUAGUAGCUUGGAUGUCGCCAACAAGGUCCCCUUCUCCCUUUUAUUGCUAUAAAAUUAAUUUAAAAAUCUAAUAUUAAUAAAAUUAUUGAAAAAAACUAUUUUAAAGUCCUUUUUUAUUUCGUUUUUUGGCCAACGGCAUUGUGACAAAUGCCCUGUGGUCUGGUAGUUUGCCACAAGCUCCUGGAGGAGACUGCUAGCCAUCCUCUCCCGUCCCUCUUAGUGUUCUUUCCUCCCUCCUCCCCAGACCAGUAGUGUUCUUCCCCCCCCUUCCUCCCCAGUCCCAGUGUUCUUUCACCCCAUCCCUUGUCCCAUAGUGUUCUUUUCUCCUCCCCUCCUCUGCCCUAUAGUGUUCUUUUCUCCCCCCCUCCUCUGCCACAUAGUGUUCUUUUCUCCCCCCCUCCUGUGCCCCAUUGUGUUUCCCCCCCCGAUCCCAAGUUUAGUAUUCUUGACUUUUCAUGUUAUCAUUACUAUCUUCCAUUGUGAUAUAUAAUCAUCUGAAUUGUUAAUGCAAUCAUGUCUGUUAAACUAUUCACUAAAAAAAUACUUUUUUUGUGUGGCAACUUUCACCUGUUUUCAGCCAAAACAGGAUAGGCCCAUUUUCAGAUGAAAAUGUUGGUGCAUACCUACCCAGAACGGAGUCGUCUGGUUACUGGGAGGGGAAAGGGCUAAUCACUACUCUAGCUUGUUUCAGUGUGGAGGAUUCAACGGGGAAAGUCCUUGUAAGCGUUGUCCAGUGCCUGGGGGUGGAUAGAGCGAGUCCCCCAUUCGGCUCUAGGAUGGAGCAGUUCCAGGACCCCAGUCAAGCCACAGCAACUGUGAGCAGAAGUGCUGCUGUUUGUCCUCUGUUCCAGCUAGGAAGUGGUUCUUGGCAGAGGUACAGCUGCUGAAUUUUUGGUUCCGGCCCAGAAUUUUCAUUUUGGUGCAUCCCUAAUUAUAAUAAGUUCAUAUGUAGCUACUUGCUAUGUACUGCUUGCGUAUUUGUUUUUUGUUUUUUAAAAGUGAUCUGUAUUGCCUGUUUUUCAAGUUUUAAAUUCUGAGUGUCUUUAUUUAUAAAAAAAAAAAAAAAGAUGCUCUUUCUAUAGCCAUAAAUUGUUUUAAAAUGUUAGUCUGUCCUUUUUCCAGGAACUGCCAGCCAUUGAAGAAUGUUCUAUUAUUUUACCUGAAGAUGUUGAACUGAAACAGUUUGGGAUCGUCUCAAGCAUUAUUGAACAACUAGGUAUGCUUACAUGCAUUUUAAUGUGAAGUUACUUUUUUAAGUUAACAUAUAUCUCAGCUAUCCACCCAUUUACUCUCAUCUCCCAUGUGUCGUUCAGCGUGAGCCUCCUUAUCGUUGCCUUUUAUUGCAUGUCUCUCUCCCACCCCCUUUUUUCCCUUCUUGGAUGGAUUAGAUUGGCCGAAUGGCUCUAUGCCGUUACAUUCUAUAUUUCUAUGUUUCUGUCUUUCGCAAUAUCUCCUUUGUGUUUGUCAUUCCUGAACAAAUGUAUUUACACAAUUGUUCUCCAAAACUGUUUCAUUGUGUCCUAUGUUUGGAAAAAGCACAUAAUAAUAUAUACCAGGUUUUAGGCAACUGCCCAUAGUUUUCUACAGUUUACUAUGUGUCGUCUUGUGUUUUGGGAAUAAGCUAUAAUCAGAAGUGAGACUUUCUUCUGCUUUAAGAAUCUUCCUACUGAGCUACUCCGCCUGCGUACUGAGCUCUGCUGUGUGUUACCCUUUACCAAGUGUCAUCUGAUGUUUGGGGAAAGAGCUGUAUCACUUCAGUGCUGUAUUUUCCAGCAAGAGGAAACUUUUAACAGAGGUAAUCUGCCAGAGUACUGAUGCUCCAUCAAAACAUCUUCAUCUCAGUGUCCCUAGGCGUCUUUUUACUUUACAGACUUAAGCCAUUUUCCAACAAUUUAACACUGAAGCUGUCCCCUGAAGUUGUUAGUGGGGCUUAGCGACUCUUAAGUGCUUAGAGAGGCACUUUAAAAAUAACACUCAAUCAUACCUAAUAAUCUACUUACGCUCACCAAAUACAUAAACAUAAUUAUCCACCUUAAUGUAUACAUACACACAGUGAACACUAUCUGAGGUCUUGAUAAAGUCCUGUGAGGACAAAACGCGUUUACCAGGAAUUUGAGUCUAUUAGUGGAUGGUUCAAAGGGCAAAUCACUUUAACCGUGUGGAACACUGCGUCUUUUACUGAGGUUUACUCUGACUUUCAGGUUGACCGCAGGCGGCCAUCGACUGAUCGUUAUUGUUGGAAGCAUUGACCAGUAUUAGCUGAUUACGACUUCAGGAGGAAUUUGGAUUUGCAUGUGCUACACUGGGCUGAGCCGUCAGAUACUGCUGUAGUUGCUUUCCUUUUCCCUGGAUAUAUAACUAGGACACAUUAUCAGGCACAUUGCAAGCUAACUAUUAUAUUUAUUAGACAUGUGCAUUAGUUUUCGGACGAAUAUAAUUUAGUCCGAAAUGUCAGACUUUUUCAUGUUCAUUUACUAAAACAUAAACGAAAGGCUUACAUACGAAAUAUAAACAAAAAGAAAGGGCAAAUGCCGAAUGCAUUACAUUUUCGCUUUAGCUCUUUUGUUUAAUAGACUCCGUUCUGCAGGGGAAUUAAUCCCCACAGCACGGAGGAGAAACAAAAACCGCUGGUUCUCCCUGCAGCCUGAGACUUGACCCGUGCAGGGCUGCAAGGAGACUAUUACAAACACGGGUUAAGUGACUUAACCUGUGCUUGACGAAAAUAACACUGCGCAUGCUCCAAAAAAAGAAAGAUGGAGUUGGCAGCGCUACCAGCUCCCUCCUUGUAAUAAAUAAUAUAAUCCUGGAUGUUAAGAGAUCUUUGCUGCAAAAGUACAAGGUCCUUUAGGGAGUUUAACAAACUUUUUAUCUUGUUUCAUAGUCCUAGAAAAAGGUUUUAUGGCAUCUAAAGGCUCUCUGGCCAGAUGGUUAAAAUACUCCAUUCGUUUGGCUUAUUCCUCAUCUAACGUUCCUACACCUAUCUCCAUUAAAUGCAAAAUGUAGAUAAGGACUAGCGCUUGUUUCUAACUGUAUGAUAUAACAAUAUAUACAAAAACAAACAAUCAUAUAUAAAAAUGAGCAGCUAAACAUUCAUGUGACUCCUUACAAUAUCACUAGACAAAUGUACAAACAAAAAUAGAAAAAGAAUGUAGCGCUUUAAUAAUAAAGAAUGUAAAUAUCACCUUAUUUUAUGUAAGGGAGGAAAAUUCUCACUUAGGUCCCAAAUAAGUAGAGAUCUAUAAAAGAUAAUCACAGCAUAGUGCAGAUGGUAGAUAGCAAAAACAUAUAUAUUUAUGUAUAAAUUAUAAACACUCACAAACCAAGAGCUGCGAACUCAGCUCUAGUUUGAAUCACUUCUGGGUCCGUGUAGGCGACCCACCUCUUAAAUAGAUGAAUAGUUUGUCCUGAAGGGGAAUAGAUAUACAAAAGAUUGCGCAGUAUAGUUGGUGAAUUUAAAAUGAAAAAUAAAUUUCCCAAAUGGGUACUUACAAGCAAGGAGUCAGAAUUAACUCAGUAUCUAGGCAUUGUGCAGACUAGGGGCUGCACUCCCAUUAGUAGAGUGACUAAUGUGGAACCAGGAUUAUGUUGGUAAAAUAUAGCAAAUUUAUUGACACAAUCUAUAAAAUAAAAUGAAAAUGGCACAAUGUCCAAAUAAAACCGGUACGCGUUUCACCACUCACAUAUCUCCAUUAAAGCUCAUUCUACUAGAGCUAUGUCCACAUCUUGGGCUCUGAGGGCUUCAGCUAACCUUCUUAAAUUUGUUCUGCAGGCACCUUGUCAUCUUUUCACACAUUUGCUAAACAUUACAAAUUACAUACUGGCUUCGGAAGAUGCAACUUUUGGGCACAAGGUGUUACAAGCAGUUGUGAAAUGAGUCCCUACCUUAGGGGAUUGCUUUGGAUAUCCCUGUUGUAAAGCAAUGCCUCUAAUCUGCAGGGAAAAGCAUACAUUUUUUUACUUACCGUAAAUUUAUUUUUCCUGAAGAUUAGAGGCAGUGCUCCCUUUCCACCCCUGAUUUUCUAAUAAACUAAAUUUUGCAGUUAUCAGGCUGUUGUCUUUUCUGGGGCUAUUUGAGGUAAGAGGCACUUUAUAGUGCCAAAUGUAAUUUGGGGGAGAUAUUUAAAAAUGUAGGGGUUUGCCUGCCUGUUUUUCCCUCCAGAUUAGAAAUCCCUGUUGUAAAGCAAAAUUUAUGCUUUCUUAUCUUCUGAAAUUUUCUGAAUGCCACUUGUGCUCCUGUAUGUUUCUUCACAAGGCUGGAAGGAUCCUAUGUCAUGUAACCUAAUUCUAAUUCUUAAGGUCUGGAUGCCAUGCGGGGAGAGCAAGUGGAGUCUUUAAAUGGAUGCUAGAACAACUGCAGCUUAAUGUAAUUGUUCUGGUAAGUAUAGUCAGUCCCUGCAGGCUUUUUGAUAUAAACACUGCCUUUUCAGAGACAAGGCAGUGUUUACAUUACAGCCUAGGGACACCUCCAGUGCCCACUCCCAAGAUGGCCACUGGAGAUACUUCCUGGCUAAUUAUUGCACAAUGUGUAGCACUGAUCUUCAGCAUCUCCACGCUCUGCAUGGAGAGACUGAACUUUUUUCAUAGUGAUGCAUUGAUUUAUCAGUUUCCCUGAGCCAUUACCACCACACUACAAACCUUAAUGAUGUAUUGCCUCUAAGGUUGCCUUACUCUAAUCGCCGCACACUACACUGUCUCCUUGGGGGACGUUUAUCGCACUUUGUUGUUCUGAAAAGUGAUGUAAAGAUGUAAAAGGGGAGGAGUGACCAAUGAAUUGUACCUCUUGAUUCCACUGACAUCAUUGGUGAUUGCCCAUUACGUGGUACGUUUUUAAGAACACACUUAAAACGGCACUGUAGGCACCAUAACUGCUUCAUCUCAAUAUGGAGUACCUUGAUGCUAUCUUUUCGUUGAGAAUUAAAUAAAUUUUAUUAUUUUGAUGUUACACAAGAGUCCCCAGCAGCCCACCCCAUCUGCUGCUUGAGCUAAUGAGGAAGCAUUUGCCUGAGCAGCAACAGACAGCUAUGAUUGGCUGAGAGUGUCAGCUGACUGUAUUCAGCCUAUUACAGUGCUAUUGCAGAAAUGAUGACAGAUGGUAUGACUAGUAUGUCUGUAAUCUCUGACUUAGCCAUACCUUCAACAGGGGCUGAACUAUGGGAAGCCAGGGACUCUCAUGAAGUGUUAAACUGCUUGAAAAUGGUUUAACACUGAUUAAAUGGACAGUGCCAGGGGACUCUGGGCAGUAUACCCAGUCCAAUGAGAUUAAAUGGUUAUAUUGCCUACAGUGUACGUUUUAAGGUUUGCUUCAAGAAUCACAACCAUAGCAGCCUACUGGUAAUGUGGUUGACCAUUUUGAAAUGCUUCGACCUCUUACCUAGUCCUACCAAGCACUAAGAAUCCUCUCUUGCUGACCGUGACAAGUAUACCAAAUCCUGGCCACUCCGCUCUCCAGUAAAUUCACUUUUCCUCUUUGCUACAGAAUAUCCAGCUUCCUCUAAGAUCUUAUUCAAGCUAACCCCUUUUAUAAUUGUGUCUGGUCCUGCUCAAGCAUUGCAGAAAUCAGACCAUGUAAAGACAGUACAUUUGCCACUGUGCAUGUAAUCAAUACAAGCAUAAUUGGUCUAACUAUGUAACUAAGUAACGGCUGUAAUAGUAAUUUUAAAGAUAUAUAUAUAUAGUCCCUGCUGGGCAAUAUCUGCCUUUGUACAAGUUGUAAAGAAAGAUUCAUCUUCAGAUAGUCUGAUACUAAACACUAUUUCAUGCUGUGAAACCUGUUUAUUUCACAAAAUGUUGUGUAGUUGAUACAUAACCUUUUUCAGUUCAAUGCCUUUAUGAUACAAAACAGGAAAUGCUCUACAUUGCUGCCUUUCCUUGAAAAUAGGGCUGCUUAAAGGGACACAAAAGGCACCAAGACCACUUCAGCUCAUUAAAGUGGUCUGUUGUACACAGUCCAAGGUCCUAAACCCUGCAAUGGUAAUUAUUGCAGGUUUUAAUAAACUGCAGUAAGUACCCUUUGUGGGUUAACUCCACCUAUACAUGAGGGACAAUACUAAUGCGAGCACAGCCAUUGCUGCGCAUGUGCAUUUGGUCUCCCGUGCCGGCUGACAUUGACUUGGGAGGAGCAGAGACGGAGCCCGAACCAGCGCCGAAGGACAUCGGUGCUGGACUCAAGUAAGUGACAGAAGAGGCUGGCGGGAGGGGUGGGGUGGUUGCAUGGUAGGGGGCACAUCUUUGGUUUGCUAGCACUAAAGUUUACAUUUGACCCUUAUCUCGAAUUGUUAUGCAAUAACCCAGGUAUCAUUAUGUAUACAUUAUAAUAAUGAAUGGGAAAACCAGUAAAUCUAUAAAUAUCACAUAUCUGCAGUUAAUGUCUGUUUUUUUUUUUAUUUUUUUAUUAUUUUUCACUCGACAGACAAAGCAAGUAUACAUUAACUGUUGGGCUUUCGCAGAAGCCAACUGAGAUACAGUUCGUGAAAAUAAUAUGCAAUUUGAACAGUACAAACCGAACGGUACUACACAUGCCCAAUCCUGAACCUUUUGUGGCUUGCAUCCCAUCGAGGGUAUUUUCAAUUUAUGGAGCAGGCAUGUCAGUGACCUUUGAAACCCUUUUCAACCAGCCCAAGGGCUUUUCUGUUCCUUCAAACCUUUUAGUCAUGCCUGGUAAAAAACAAAAUUAAAAAUAAACUGCCCCCUCCUGAAAUCAGGGGAAUGGCCAUAAUAAAAAGAGAAAAGAAACUCCUGCUAAGAGGGAGUUAGUGAAAGAAGCGGGAAAAAAAAAGGGAACUAUUAACAGAAAGAAAAGAAUGAAAAGAAGAAAAUAGGCAGAGGGGGAGGGGGCGAAGGAAGGGGGGGGGGAUGAGGGCCCCCCAAGCAUCAUAUGUUCUUCAGUAGGGGCUUCUGUUGUCGCUAUUGCCGGUUCGGAUCCUUUCUCUAACCAAUCCCCGUCAGUCGCUUCUUGAACCUAAUGCGCUGUUGUCCCACAGUUUCUGGAAAGUCCCAAUCGUCCCUUUUACCCUUGCUGUCAGGUCGUCCAUUAUUCUACAUUCCCUUAUUCUGGAUAUAACCCCCGGGAAUUUUGGGCCCUCUGGUGAAAGCCAUGCGGUUGCAAUUGCUAGGCGUACACUUAGUUAUCUUCUGUAUUAACUUCUGCUCCCUCCUGAUCCAUCCUUCCACUGACCUAUUGAGCAAAUAUACCCAAGGGUCCAAAGCCAGGGGCCUAUUGACAGUCUGUUUCAGCAGAUCCACAACAGACCUCCAGAAGUCUUGGGUUUUUGGGCACUCCCACCACAUAUGGGCCUAAAGUUCUCUGGUCGUAGUGGGUCUUUGUUCGGUUUGGGCAGUAAUACUAUGGUGGCCAGGGUCCUAUCAGGAUCUAGCCAUCCUCCCCUCCUCAGGUCAUCGAACAGUCACACUAGUUGUGGUACGAGCUCCUCUCUAAACGAUUUGUAGUAUGAGCCGUCGAAUCCAUCUGGCCCUGGCGCUUCGUUGCCUUUCAGGAUUGAUAUGGCUUUGUCCACUUAAUCUUCAGUAAUGUCUGUUGCUAGGCUAACUAUCGCCUCUCUAUUUAAUCUGUUCAUCCCUAGACUGUCGAGGUAAGUGAGGAUAUGUUGUUCCUCCUCAUUUGUGUUGCCAUCUGGUGUGUGAUUGUACAGCCGCUUACAAAAUUCCUCAAAUACCUUGGUUAUCUCACUUGGUUUGGAUUUGGUUGUGCCGUCUGGAUGUUUAAUAGCUGUGAUGUGGGGCCGGACCUGUCUGGGUCGCAACGUCCUGGCCAGUAGAGUGUCCAUCUUGUUAACGUUUCCAAAGUAUGCCCGUCUCGUCCAGGUCAUGGACCUAGCUGUGUCGUCUAGUAAUAGUGUACGAAUAGAUCGUCUGCGCUUAACUGUUCGUAGGUAUCUCCCCCAGGUGCAGUUUUGUGUUUUUGCUUGAGGGUUCUCAACUGUCCCAGUAGGUUUUCCAGCUGUUGAUGUUUCAGUUUUUUCUUUCUGGUGUCAAAUUUAAUCAAGGUCCCCCUCACUACAGCCUUAUGUGCCGCCCACACCGUACCCACACUUACUUCCGGGUUGUUAUUUGUAUCAAAAUAUUCUGUAAUCUCCUUCCGAAUCUGCUCUUUUAUUUCAGGGUCCCGUAACAGGGACUUGUUCAGUCUCCACGUCCACGGCGAUGCCUAGCAGAGGUUACCCAGGAUGAUGGAUACAUCGGCGUGGUCGGACCACGAUAUAUUGCGUACUAGCGACCCGACUACCCGAGACAUUCCCGUCCCGUUGGUCAGGAAUAAGUCGAUCCUUGAGUAGGUUUCGUGUAGGGCGGAAUAAAAUGAAUAGUCCUUCUCUGCCGGAUGUUGGUCUCGUCAUAUGUCUAUCAUCCCAGUGUCAGCUAUGAACUCUUUGAGAAGCCGGCCUAGACCACCCUGUGACCUUGGUAUGCCGUCUCGGGAGCUCCUGUCCACCACUAGACAUGGUGCCGCGUUGAAGUCGCCCCCCAUAUAUACCAUACCGUGUGGUAGCUCUGAGAGCCUCUCCCGUAGCAUAUUCCAGAAACUGGGGUCAGGUCGAUUCGGCGCAUAAAUAUUUAUCAGAUGAAUGGUGUGGGAGUGCAGGGUAUCUGAGACCAUGACAUAGCGGCCCUCUGGAUCAGCCUCAUGGGAUGUCACCUGGAAGGGGCAACUGCUUCUGAUAAGGAUGGCUACACCAUUACAUUUUCGGUGAGCCCUAGCUUCAUAUGUUCCAUUAUACGCCUGGCCUCUCAGUUUGAACUUGGCUUGUUUAGGCAGAUGGGUCUCCUGUAUGUACGCUAUAUCUGAUUUUAUCCUUUUUAAUUCUUUAAACAUAAGGCGGCGCUUCCUGGGAGCGUUGAGUCCCUUAACAUUCAGUGUCACUAUCUUAAUCUCCAUUGUGUGUAGUACUCGUCCCUACCAUGUGCAUUAGUCGCGUCAGCUUUCCCGUCUCUCACCCCACCAUUCAAUAAAAACAUGGCAACAUUUCAUUCUUUGUGUGUUGUUAGUUUAAGCAGACUGUGAUUGUCUAUUGUUGUGACUUAGAUGAUGAUCAGAUCACAUUUUAUGAUCAAUUUGUGCAGAAAUCCAUAUCAUUCCAAAGGGUUCACAUACUUUUUCUUGCAACUAUAUAUAUCUAUCACACAUAUCCUAAUUUUGCAGUACACAUUUCUAUAGCUUGCAUAUUUUUUUUAAAGAUUGCCAAUGAGACAUUUGCAAUAUGAAGCUACCUUUUGGUAAAGAAAUAUAUGCCAAAUGAUUAUACAACAUCUGUUCAUCCCUAGGAAUUGUUACUUAGCAACAGUUUGCUCACUUGCGAGGGUCCUUCAGAUGAACUCCUUCACACUGACAGUUAAAAAAUGUAAAGUACGCUUUAUGUUCUAGUUCUAUGUUCACUUGACUUUGCAGUGAUAUUUGUUUGUAGAAAUAGCAUGAAUAGUUGUCCCUAUAAUUUUAACUGUUUCUUUGCAUAUGUAAGUAGACAUGCUUAAAAAAAAAAAGCACACAAAACCAAUGCUUAUUUGUGCAUGGCACAGCUCUUAUUUAGAAAGUUGUAAAUUUAGUCCUGGCAAAAUAUCGGCUUUAAUGGCUCAGUCAUUAUCCUCAAACAAAUCACAAUAAACACUGCUUUAUAGUGCUGUGUUUUAAACUUGUGUUAAUUAUGGGAUAUUUGAUUUGCACACAAAUGGUCAAGUGGCUUUCAUUCAUCUACAGCCCAGCAGGGAAAUAUUGUCAGUCUUUAGAAGCAACUUGCAAGAUAUUUUUUAGUAUGUUUAUGUAUGCUUAAACAAACAAAUAUGUAUUCCUAAGGCUUUAGUUUUUAUGUAACUGUACUAAUGUCCCCAGUGCCGUGUGAGAGCUCUAAAGGGUGAAUUUUAUUAUUUAUCACUGUAUCAGCGUUCUAAUUUAGUCUCCAUCUUACUGGCAUGCCUCUUCUGCAUUAUUGAGAUUAAUGAUCUCAGGCAAUCCAAUAUUUUCCCAUUGAGAUAAAGUGGUUUGGGUGACUAUAGUGUUCUUUUACCUUAGAGAGGGUUCAGAGAGGGGCUACUAAACUGGUUCUAUGUUUCUAUGUUUAAUUAUAGUGUCCACACAGAAAGCGCUCAAGUUUGAUGAAGUGCGUUGCGUCUGGAGUCUGUCAUAUUUAUGACAGUUUAUAAAAGAGCUGAUUUCAAUAGUUUUUCACUAUUAGAACUGAGAGGAGAAACACCAUUCUGGCUGUCAGGCAGCCAAAAGCGAUUGUUGUCCUAAUUGGAGGGUGAGGGGUUGGCUGUUUUUAUUAGGGUCAGAGAGAUUGGCAAUCUUUUCACUCUGCAGCUCUUAAGGCCAAAUGACUGGGCAUUUUGUAUUUGUUAUUAUUGGGCUCAAGGGUCUUUGAGAUCUGCUAGCCCCUUUCAAUUGUUAUCCACUGCCCAACUCUCACAGGCCUGGAGCAAGGUGUAGGGGUAAUUUUCCAGGCAUUGUCCAGUUUUAUAUUACCCUUCACCCCAUCAUAUAAGGAACCAGUAGAGAAGUUUGACAGGAGCCUGGUCUGUAUGUCUGUCUCUUCCUCUCCCUCUCCCUCAUCACAUACUCCAGCCAGACAUGAUUGUGUUUAAUUGAACCUUUUAUUUUCCCAUUCAGUGCCACAGCCUGGGUGUGCUGCUUUCUACUGUGGUACUGAAAUGGUUAUGCUAGGUAACCUGGUUGUCAUCUGGCAUCAUAAUUUCUAGUGGAACCUCCCAUCUUUUUCCACUAGAAGUAAGAUUAAUAUGGAUGGCCUUGUUUUUUCUACAAUUUCCUACAGAAUCUUUGAAAGCUUUUUUUUUUUUCCCCAUGGUAAGACAAGACAUAUGCCAGCUAGUAAUAUUAUUUUGACAUACUUUUGACACUUUACUAGAAUAAAACAGUGUCAAGCUAUAAUAAAAUGACCCUGCGGUCUACAAAAUAUGCUCAUGUCAAAAAUUGGAAAAAUUCCAGUAGUGAGUUGGUUUGAGUGUCCAGAAGUUUUAUUUCUUUGGGUUUUUUAUUCUCCUGUUGUUUUUGUUGUUGUUGUUGUUGUUUUUGUUUCCAAUCAAGUUGUUUAUAGUUGCCAUUUAUUGUGUAACAAAUAAAAGUGUGAAAUGUUUAAAGUACCACUAAUGGCACCCAGACCACUUCAUCUCAAUUGAGUGAUCUGGGUGCAGUGACCAUGUAGUUAUCCUUGCUAUGUGAAAAAUACUGUUCUCCUACAUUUGAUUGGAGCAGAGUGUCAAUUUGCUGCCCAUGCAUAUAAGCCUCCCAAUGCUUCUCUAUAAGAAAGCAUUGGAUUGGCUGAGAUCAUCAAGGUUGAUGAUCUCCAUUAAGGAGGCAUGACUGUAGAGAGCAACGUGGCGAUGAAGAAAAGUUUAAGUGGCUCAAUCACCUUAAACUUAACUUUCCCUUAUUGUUUCCUUUACGCUUUCGCUUUCAUAAUCUGUUUUUCUUUUCUUCAUUUCUGAUCUAUUUCUCUUUAAAACGAAGACAAAGUAAGGACUAUUUUGUCUUAUGUAUUUUUCCUACACUUGGCAAUAUUGCAUUGGAUCUUAAUGCAAGCUUCAACCUUUGUUAGCUUGAGAAAGGAAGAAUUGUUCAUCAUAGGAAAAAAUACAUAAGACAAAGUAAUCCCUAUUUUGUCUUCUGUCUUAAAGAGAAAUGAUCAGAAAUGAAGAAAAGAACAUUCUUAAAGCAGAAGAUAAGGGGAAACGAUAAGAGAAAGGUAAGUUUGAGGUUGCAGAGAAGCUUUAAGUAAACUGCUUCAGCACAGUAUAAUGUUAUGAAUAUAUUUAUAUUUAUAAGGCUGUAGUGUUCCUUUAAGUCUGAAACACACAAAGUGAAUCUGUUGUGACAGGUUUGCCUGCUUUCUGCUUUGAUUGCUCUGCUUGGUGAAAUUUCCCAGUGCAAACUUCCUCCAUAACACCAAAAUGCUGGCUUUACUGCUUGGUGCUAUGCUCCGUGGCCGUGCCAGAUGUUUUAGAUAUGAAGUAACUAUAGCAAUCAGAACAUGUGAUGUGGUUGAUAUUAUCAAUAUAAUUAUUUAUAUAGCACCUAUUUCUGGAGCAUUUUACAAUUUUAGAAUGGGCAUAAUUGACAACAAGUAGUUGACUGACAUACAAAAUAUGAACAGAGACAAGAGGUGAAGGCUAUUGCCGGAGAGCAAAAUAACAUAUAGGAUGUCAGUCAUGUUUCCAUGUCCGUUUAUUAUUUAGCAUAGAGGGUAAUGUAAUUAAGUGUUGGAAUGACCUACUUUUAAAAAGCUUUUUUCUUUCUCCUAAUCUAGACAUUUGCUACCACAAUGUAUACAUGAAGUAGUAGUGUGUACCAUGCCAGGUAUUCUUUAAAUGUUGGUCAAAUUUUGUUUUAGGAUUAUACCCUUAUCCUGCCUUGCAGCAGUUUUCUAUGUGGCUCUUUCACCAUGUACAUUUCUCAUAUCUCUUCAGUCCACAUAGCUGUCUCUCACCUUACAGUAAUCAAUCCAAUACCUUCACCAGCUCUCUUCCUCCACAGCUAUUGUGCCUUUGUUCCUGCUCCGCUCACUACUUCUGUUUCCUUCCAGCCUUUAGAAACACAUUCCUACUCCUAUAAUGUGCCCUUUCAUCCCUGUCUUAUCUUGAGUUCUCUUGGUGCCACUUCCCGCCUCCACUACUUACAACUUAGAGCUGAAAGCUCCUAAGCAGAAGCAGGGCUAGCUCAUUGGCUGCACUUCUGGACUUAACUCAGACAGAGAGCAUUUUUGCUCUGUUGGAAGUAGUAGAGGCAAGGAGUGGCCCCCAGCAGGCCCAGGUAAGAAGCCAAACCAUUCUAAAAUGCUCUUUUCUUUUCCAAUUGCUAAAAAAACGCAUUAAGAUACACUUGUCCUGCUUGACCUUCUUUUGUAGGGAACACCUUUAGCGUUCUGAAUAUGUAUACAAGACCUGAAACAAUGGUUGAAAUUUUAUAUUUGCAACCACAACCAAGCAAGCACUCCCAAACCAGCCAUAUUCCAAAAUAGAAACAAAAGAUGGGUGCAUGUACUAAAAUAUUAUUACGAAUCAACCCAGAAUAGUGAGUUGACACAUAAAACAUACCAAAAUGUAGUUUUCAGUGUGCAGCUAAAAAUUUAUUAUAUGUAAAACAUAGGAUAACACUUAUACAGUAUACCACUUUUACACCACUGCAUACAUAUUCAUUUACUAAAAGAACUGCACUCUUAUAAAAGCACAAUAUGAUUUCUAUGGUUACUUCUAGCCCCAUCAAUCUUUCUCCUCGUACCACCACGGUUUCCUAAUAAUGUUAUACACCUUUCAUGCCGACCUGGUGGCUCUGUAUCCUGAAUAUAACAGGAGGCACGGUGAUUUAUUUCUGGAAUAUUAUUAUUGUUUUCUUAGAUAUGACUUCUAGCAGAGCGCAUGGCUCCUAAUUGUUGAUUAGAAUAUCAUAAGGGCCCAAUGUCUGCUAAGCAGAGCGGCCAAAAGGAAAACGAAUACGAUACAUGAAUGUCUGUUGGAUGCAAAGUUUCACACCUAGUGAGGGGAUGCAGGAAGGAAUCCAAUUCACAACCUUUUUCCUAUGAUUUGACAAAUAACUGCUAACUGCCAGAUUAACCCUUUCAGUGCUGUAAUCAUCCUUACCACCAUUUCAUGUAUCCACUAUGCACGUUACAUUUAUUGACCGUAUUUCUGCAGUAGAACAAUAAAUUAUGCUUGGUGGGCAUGACACUGUAUGUUGAUUAUGUUGCAUUUGUACUGCCUGCUAAGAAGUGUUGCUGGUGCUUUUAUUAAAGAAAAGUACAUUCGCUUGUAGGUGCACGGAGCUUCACCACCCUAGACGCUUCCUUUUAUUAAGACAGCAUACUGUCUUAAUUUAUGGGGGGUGGGGGCGAGAAGAUUGCAUGUAAACUAUGUAUUUCUCUCUUAGUGUCACAAACAUUUGAAGAAGUGAAAGAACACAAGGGUCAGAAGAUAAAUAUAAAUUGUUUAAUGAAGUCUUAUUUCAGUGCAUGUGUUUAGAAUUUUCACCAUUCUGUUUGUUUAGUUACCGUAAGUCUUGAAUUUUGUGUAAACCUGCCUUUUGAGUUUUGUACUGAAAAAUGAUCAAUAAAUGAAAUCAUAAACAGAAUGUGAUAUCAGUGGUAUAAUACUUGAUUAUUUAUAUUUCCUAGUAAUCUAGGAUAUGUAUGUAUUCCAACAUUUCAAAUGGUUAUAGCAGGAUAUUUUUGUUUAUUUCCUAAAAUGUCCUGCUGGUAACUAUUUAAUAACCUGAAAAUGUAAUUGUGAACAUCUCAGAAUGUCACAUUUCCAUUGAUUCCUGGUUAAUCUUUUUUAAUAACGUGUUUAUAUUCCUUUCUGUAGUAAUUAUUGAGUCAAUGAAAGAUAUCCCACCUCUAAAUGAAGACAGUGUGGUUUUUAAGGAAGAUCGACAUUCUAUUGGAAAGGUACGUUGCAUGAGUGAUUAAAAUUAAAACAAGAUAAAGUGUGUGUGUGUGUAUCUCUCUCUCACUCUCUAUAUCUAUGUAUAGUGGUGAGUGCCACUAUACUUGUGUGUGUGUGUGUGUGUAUAUGUAUGUAUGUGUGUGUGUGUGUGUAUGUGUAUAUAUAUAUAUAUAUAUAUAUAUAUCACACACACAAGUAUAGUGGCACUCACCCUUUCAAUGAAUCAGUAAAAGACUGCCUUGGUGCAAUCCCACGCUGGAUAUGUAAAGCAAAAAGGAAAGAGAUGCACUCUCAGGUCUUAGUAAAAUAUACUCGAUAUUAUUUAAUAACAGGUAACAUACAUCUGAUCGACGUUUCAACCUCUUCAGGUCUUCCUCAAGAUCUUGAGGAAGAGCUGAAGAGGUCGAAACGUCGAUCAGAUGUAUGUUACCUGUUAUUAAAUAAUAUCAAGUUUUUUUACAAAGACCUGAGAGUGCAUCUCUUUCCUUGUUGCUUUAUAUAUAUAUAUAUAUAUAUAUAUAUAUAUAUCUAUAUCUCUCUAUAUAUCCUUGCAAAUUGCCCUUCACGGUUAAAGGGACAUUGUAGGCAAUGUGUCUGCUUCAUCUAAUUAAACUGUUUAUAGUUUCUGGAGUUCCCUGGUACCAUCAUUUCAUUAAGACUUAAACUGUUUUUAAUAUUUUAAUGCUCAACAAGAGUCCCUGGUAGUCUAUCCCUUCUGUGCUGCUUUGGUUAAUAAGGAAGUAUUAGCCUGAGCAGCAAUGGGCAACUGUGAUUGGCUGAGAGUGUCAGCUGACUAUCAAAGCUCAAUCUGACAGUAUGAAUGGGUAUGCGAACAAGGAAUUGUGUAAUCUCUGCCUUAGGCACACCUCCAGAAGGGGCUUAUUUAAUAUUAAACAUGGUUUAAAACUAAAUGGAGGCACAGUGCUAAGGGACUCCAUGCUCUAUAACCAUUUCAAAGAGAUAUGGUUAUAGUGACUACAAUGUCCCUUUAAAGAGUUACUCCAACCACCAUGAUCACUUCAGUAAUUUGAAGUGGUCAUGGUGGUUGGAGUAUGUAUGUACAACAUUUCAUUUUGAAACGCUGCACAUACUGAGAUUUUUAAUUAUGUUCUGGGGACUUGUUGCACUCCACAUGUGCAGCUGUGACGGCUCGCAAUUCUAUUCAGCUCUGCCUAUUGUCAAAUCUGUGCAUAUUUUGGGUCUGUCAUCAGCGUGUGCACUCCACACUGGCAACAGACAUAUUAAUCUUCUUUUUGCAAGCAGAGCGCCUGCAAAGGGAAUAUAGCCUUCCCCUUCCCCUUCCUGGGGGUACUCCCAUCUCCUUCUUCUAACACAUGUGGGAAAAAAACUUCCUUCUCGUUGCUGUCCCGAGUUGGAGAGGAUAGGACCUAAAGUAUAAUGCCCAGUAGGGUAUUAUGCUUUUAAAACAGACACAGGGAAAGAAAAAAACAUUAUCUGCCUGUUUAUAUAGUAAACAUGGCUCUGGUGCAAUGCGACUAAUAGUGUGAAAUUUUUGUGAUGGGGUUGUGCAUUUCAUGUUUUAACACUUCUGCGUUGGAGGGGUUUCUCUUUGCUGAAACAGUUUUAUGUAAAACAUUUGAAUAUGAUUUACCUCACCCUAGUGGAAUUAGUCUAGAGCUAUUCCUGGGCACAUCUUAAUAUGUAUGCAGAAGGAUUAACCAAGUGUGAAUUCUAUAAAAACUGGAUUGUGGGAUAUGGUGAAACUGAAUACAUUUGGUAAUUACCAUUCCAAGACUUUAUUUUCCACAGUAAUCUGGUUGCUGCAUUUCUUCAGAAAUCCCAGAUGAACUAACAGUAUACUUAAUAUUUAGUAUUUUUAGCAAAAGAUUGAUUUUUUUUUUUUCAUGUCCAUUUAACACAAUUGCUGAUGUAUGUAGCAUUCUUUUUUUAAGAUUAGUCUGCUUAACAAUAUUUAUGUGAAACAUUGAGGUUCGACUUCUUAUAUGAAAGUCAAAACAGAUCCGUACAAGGAAAGAAAGUUUAUUUCAGUCAGCUCAAAAUCAUUAAUCAGAAAGAAAGUCUCAACUGUAUGUUUUAAGACUGGUUUUAUUCUGAUUACUUUGGGGAAGAAAAUAAACUUUUAUUAUAAAUUUACAAUAGAAGACUGCUUUCUUUUAGUCUUACAUCUGUUCUUAAUUGUUUAUAUGUGACAGACAAGGUAGUAAAACAAUAUUAUCUUUCCUGUAAAUAUGGAUAAUUGUUUUACUAAAGUUUAAGCACAGGCAUUCAGGAUUUAUUUGAACCAAUCUGUCCUUUGUGUGCAGAGCCGAUGUUUGUAGCAGGCAUGCAUUUAGCUAGAAUUCCUCAGUGUGUCUGAGUGGAAAAGAAAUAUAGGAUGCUUAAUCUGUGACAAAAAGUCAGGAGCUAUUAACAGUUUAAUUGAUACGCUUUUAUGAAGAAGUGGGCUUUUAACGAUUUUUUGAAGGAGACUGGGUGAGCAUCUAACGGAGGAGGGAAGCGAGUUCCACAGGAACGGUGCAGCCCUCGAGAAAUCUUGAAGGCGAGCAUCAGAGGUGGGAAUACGGACAGAAGAUAGACGUAAGUCUUCAGCAGAUCGUAAGGGCCUAGACGGGACAUACUUGUGUAUAAGGGAGGAUAGAUAGGUGGGAGCAGCAUUAUGUAGAGAUUUGAAAGCAAGAACCAGAAUUUUAAAUUGAGCUCUAUAUUUUAUAGGAAGCCAAUGUAGGGACUGACAGAAGGGCGAGGCAUGGGAGGUGCGGGUGGACAGGAAGAUGAGCCUCGCCGCUGCAUUCAUUAUGGACUGUAACAGCGCAAGUUGGGAGCACGUAAGACCACUGAGAAGCGGAUGACAGUAGUCAAGGCUAGAAAGGACAGUGGAAUGGACCAACACCUUAGUCGCAUCUGGUGUUAAGUAGGGGCGGAUGCGCGCAAUGUUUUUGAGAUGGAAAUGACAGGCUUUGGCGAUUGAUUGAACAUGAGGCUUGAAGGAGAGGUCGGAGUCAAAGAGAACACCUAGGCAGCGAGCCUGUGUGGUGGAGCUGAUGGUAGCACCGUUGACAUGGAGGGAGACACACAGGAAUAACAACACUUGCGGGAGGAAAGACCAGAAUUUCAGUUUUGGGCAAGUUUAGUUUAAGGAAGUGGGCAGCCAUCCAGCUAGAAAUAGCAGAGAGGCAGUCAGAGACACUAGUCAAGAGGGACAGGGAGAGAUCAGGAGAGGACAGGUAGAUUUGCGUGUCAUCAGAAUAGAAAUGAUAUCGGAAGCCAAAGGAGCUAAUGAGUUUACCAAGGGAGGCAGUAUAGAUGGAGAACAGUAGGGGACCAAGGACUGAACCUUGGGGGACACCAACAGAGAGGAGUUGGGGAGAAGAAGCAGAGCCAGAGAAAGAAACACUGAAAGAGCGCUGGGAGAGGUAGGAGGAGCACCAGGAGAGAGCAAUAUCUUGUAGACCGAUAUUGCGGAGGAUGAGAAGAAGCUGUUGAUGAUCAACAGUGUCAAAAGCCGCAGACAGGUCAAGGAGAAUUAGGAUAGAGUAGUGACCACGAGAUUUUGCAGCGAGUAGAUCAUUGGAUACUUUGGUCAGUGCCGUUUCCACAGAGUGCUUAGCGCGGAAACCAGACUGAAGCGGGUUUAGCAGAGAGUUGGACUUGAGGAAGUCUGUCAAUCUCGCAUACACAAUUUUUUUUCAAAGAUCUUGGAUGCAAAAGGCAGUAGCGAGAUAGGACGAUAGUUGGAUGGGGAGUUAGGGUCAAGAUUGGGCUUCUUUAGAAUUGGGAUUACAGUUCCAUGUUUGAAUGGCAAUGGAUAUAUACUAGAGGAGAGCGAGAGAUUGAGAAUUUUAGUGAGGUGGAGAAAGAGAAGACUGAGUACGGGUGAGAUGCAAGGGAAUUGGAUCUAGGGAGCAGGUGGUGGGGCAGAAGGACUGGAGCAGAGCAGAAACCUCUUCUAAUGUAGCUGGUGCGAAUGAACAUAGAACAGCAGAGGGAGUGAAGUUAGGGGAAGUAUUGUAAGGGGAAGAAGAAAGAUGAGAGCUCUCUUCUCUGAUUUUAGAGCUCUUGUCAGUGAAGUGAGUUGCAAAGUCUGAGGCGGUCAAGUUAGUAGAUGAAGGAGGAACAGCAGGGCGAAGAAGAGAGUUAAAUGUGUGAAAUAGUUGUUUGGGUUCGCGUGAGAGUGUGGUUAUGAGGGUAUGGAAGUAAUUAACUUUUGCAGAGGAAAGAGCCAAGCUGUAUGAGCUCAGCAUAAAUUUAUAGUGGAGAAAGUCAGAUGCACAGUGAGACUUUCUCCAAUAGUGUUCAGCAAUUCUGGAGCAUUUUUGGAGGUGAUAUGUGUGGAUGUAUUUCACAUAAAGAGGAACAUGACAUGAGUUUCAAACUGCACCCUCAAUAUGUUUUUGAACUGAAUUUACCAUUACUUUAUCUACAAUCACAGACUUGCAGGGCAUAAGGGGGAUUUAGAACCAAAAAUAUUGUAGCAUGUUUUCAAGAUUUGGUUGGGAUGGGGUGCUGACCACAGCAACAGCCACCAUAGGUAGGAACCAAAUAUGCAAAUAAACCACAACAUACUCAUUUUCCUCUGACAUGGUUGUAUCAGUUACAAGAACACCUAUUGUGAUCAUUUGUUUUGAAUUUAAGAAAACUUUCAGGCCUCUGGAACUCCUCGGGUCAUUAGGUCACAUGGAGCAGGGCCGAUUGGACACAGGGAGCAGGGGCUCUCAGGCCUUUAGAACACCGGGAGCAGGGGCCCUCAGGCCUUUAGCACACCGGGAGCAGGGGCCCUCAGGCCUUUAGCACACCGGGAGCAGGGGCCCUCAGGCCUUUAGCACACCGGGAGCAGGGGCCCUCAGGCCUUUAGCACACCGGGAGCAGGGGCCCUCAGGCCUUUAGCACACCGGGAGCAGGGGCCCUCAGGCCUUUAGCACAGCAGGACCAAACCUUGACUAUAAAGCCUAGGGUUAGGCUAGACUUUAUAGGGAGAACAUAAGUACAAUGUAGGGCCAUCUGGGAACAGUCCUGUCUCUGCACAGUGUACACCAGCCUGCAACAGCACCAAAAAAAAGUAGCUGCACUCUGAGGUACUGCACUAGAUUGAAAAAGUCAGAAAAGUAGAAUUGUGACAAAUGCAGCUUUAGACCCACUCAUUCAAGCUAUUCAAUCUAGAUUAAAAGUUUCAAAAAGAGAGGAAAAGUAACCAAAACAAAGCAUUGUUCUUAAAGGCUUUCUGCAACCCUUUUUCACUGAUGAUAGAACAAUGCCAAAAGAGAAUUCUAUCAGUCCCCUCUAUAAAAUUGUUGGAAGAGCAUUUUUAAAAUUGUUAAACUUAUCUUAAUCCAGUGCCUGGCGAAGCUCCCCGGUGUCGUGUGCUUGGCGCACACCUGUCUUAUGUCAUUGGAGAUGUGCCGAGGUCCAAUCAAAGGAGGUAGGGUGGGCGGGGAUUUAAAAAAACAAACAAAAAAAACCUUGCAAAUGGAGGUUUUGUGUUAGGUAGGGGAGACGAGCUCCCUUGCAGACGUAACAGAAGCCUUACAUCUGUCGCCAGUGUGCAGUGCGUGCUGACAACAAAUGUAAUUUAUGCACAGAAUUGACAUUAUGAAGCCCAGGAAAUAGUUUUGGGCUGCCUAAGUCAUAUAUGGUGGGGUUGCAACUUGUCCCCAGCAAACAUUUAAGUACUUCAAGCUGAAACACUGUACAUCCAGACUCCUACCACCAUGAUUACUUCAAAAAGCAGACUUGUUCAUGGUGGUUGGAGUAGUCCUUUAAAGUGAUGAAAGUAAAGGGAAAAAAAUCAAGAUAAUUUUAUCAAGAUGUAUAAUUUGUAAAAAAAUAAAUAAAAAAAAAAACAAUUUGAGCCCAUACAAAAGAGCAAUAUUAAUGUUUUCUAUUUUAUCAAUAUGUUCCAUACUUUUUGGUGUACACACACACACACACACACUAUCUAUACAUUGUAGUAACAAAGCUUUUAGGAAACGUUUAGUUUCUUUAAACUGAUUUAAAAUAAUGGUCCUUUCUCUCACAUGUCAAUUCAUAGCUUAGUCUGGUUAACCCUCUAUGCCGAGAACUGACUGCAAGUAAAGAGUAGUAGAAACCCUUUACUAGUGUCAUUUCUGCACUCCUACACAGCACCUACAGGAAAAACAUUGUAGUUGCUGUGUUCCUUUAGCCUUUUGCAAUGCACACAGCUACUAAAUCAUGGAGCUUUGGACAGGAGGUAAGUAGCUGCUUAAAACCAUACUGAACAAUGAAAUAUAUUCUUUAUUUCUCAGAUAAAUGAUACAUACAUCAUGGGACUUUAGCCAUUCUCGAGAACUUAACAUGCACAACCGAAGCUAAAGGAAAUACGAAAAAUGUAUUUAUCUGUCCUAAUAAAUUUAAUAUUUCUUAUGCCAAGACUUACAAUACAUUUUUAGCAUUUAUUGGUUAGAUAUUUAAGGAAGUGAAUUUUUAUAUCAAACUUUUUAAAAUUUGGUAUACUGAGACUGUAAAUUUAAUAGCCGUUUUUAAAUGCAUAAACCUUAUAUUUAUCCCCAAGCCGAAUAUAGUUGGGUUACAGCUGUAGUUAUUCUGAUUAGCAAAGUCUAUACAUUGCACAACUUUCUUUAACCCCUUAACGUUAGUAUGUUCUGUACUAUACUAAAUAUAGUGAGCAACGUGGAAUGUCUCUGUAUAGAAUAUUACCUUGUUCAAAAAGGAUGGCCACAUUUCAUUGUAGGUUUCUUUAAUUCAUAUCCAACAUACACAUGCGAACUUCUACUUAUUAAUUGGUUUUCUUUAUGCCUUAGUAUUUUUAAUUGUAAGAGCUACAUUUAACUUUUAAAGAAAAUACCCAAUUACAGUAAGGAUAUAAAAAUAGCCUUCCCAUUUUAUCCACUGCAUAACAAAAGAGAACUUGAGCAUGAAGCAUUGGUCAUAUCAGCUAUUCUUUCUCAUGUAUGUUCUUUUAAUCUUCUAGAACAGCGCCAGAUGGUUAACUUGGAACCUUUGUUUAAUAAAAGAUAUGAUUUAUGCUUCCACCAAAUAAAUGUUAUUAAUUAUUUGCUAUCUGCAAUAUUCCUGUGCGAGUUUUCUUUUCUUCUUUUUAUUGAGCUCCUGUCCUGCUGCUGUUAAGUGUCAUAUUUCUUAUUUUAUCUUUAAUCCACAGAUAUUUGAAAUAUUUGGUCCUGUUCCACAUCCAUUUUAUGUGUUACGGUUUAAUACGACAGAUCAAAUUAAAGAAAAAGAUAUCAAGAUAAAGGAUACUAUGUAUUUUGCUCUGAACAUUGAAGACUUUACACAGUAUGUAAUACCUGAUAAAUUAAAAAGGUGGGUAUUCCAAACCUUACUCUGCACAAAUCAAAUACACGUUUAACUAGAAUGUGUUGGCGCUAUAUACAUGGCAAUAAUAAUGUAAUGAUGUUUGGUUUAAAAUGUCUCAUGUGCAAAAGUAGCCAGCAUACAACUAAAACAUCUCGGACAUCUUGGAAGUCUGAUCUGUCAUGUAAUAUUUUGGUACAUGAUGUGCUACAUUUGGCCUCAAAUUCCAGUUGCUAAUAAUGGGAAUAACACAAAUGUGGAGAUGGUCAUGACAUAAGGCAUGACUGCUUGAGCAUGAAAUCCUAAAUUUCCCUAAUUUUGAAAAAGCGCUACGUUUUCUAUCAAAUUUACUGGUAACGCAAGGAUCUGUAUUUUUUUACACUUCCCAAUAUGUUUUUUUUUUUUUUUUUUUAGCCUUAUGUGA
This is a messenger RNA of Pelobates cultripes (western spadefoot toad), 35729 nucleotides long. The record is from the annotation of a GenBank genome assembly. Lineage: Eukaryota; Metazoa; Chordata; Amphibia; Anura; Pelobatidae.